Messenger RNA from Lineus longissimus, 2346 nucleotides. RefSeq names its product actin nucleation-promoting factor WASL-like. Lineage: Eukaryota; Metazoa; Nemertea; Pilidiophora; Heteronemertea; Lineidae. Gene Ontology annotation, biological process: actin filament polymerization. Gene Ontology annotation, molecular function: actin binding. Gene Ontology annotation, cellular component: actin filament. Bases 74 to 1645 code for a protein of 523 amino acids. The transcript is spliced from 11 exons. The record is from RefSeq and is a predicted model, not a curated record.
UUCAUUCCGACAGCGUUACAACAGUCAAAAUUCUUCUAAUUUUUCUCAAUUUCUGGUCGAUCUGAUCAACUAAAUGACUGGUUCAGCUGGUCAGGGCCAGCCUCAAAGGCAAAAGCCCCGAAAUGAGCCAUCAGUAUUGUUGACAAACGCUGAAAAUGGGGUUUUAUUUGGUUUGAUUGGACACCGCUGUCAGUCCCUUGCAUCUGCUGUGGUUCAAGUGUAUCUGGCUGAUCCUCCUAGUCGCAACAAGUGGAAUAAAAGAUGCUGCGGAGUGGCUGCUUUCAUCAAAGACAACGAAAUGAAGUCCUACUACAUAAGGGUUUACGAUAUUAGGGCCAAGCAGUUACUUUGGGAGCAAGAACUGUACAACCAAUUCAAGUUGAGGUCUCCAAGGCCAUACUUCCAAACAUUUGACGCUGAGGAUUGCCCUGCUGGUCUUAACUUCGCCAACGAAGAUGAGGCAGAGUCUUUCAAGAAUGCCAUUAAUGGAAAACUGCAGCAGAGGCAGAACAAAAAGAUGGAACGAAGGAAGACAGUCCAAAGACAGAAUGCACCUCCUUCAUCAGCAUCGGCUAACAAUGCACCAAGGUCAAAUUUGGCGACGUCAACACCCAACUUAUCUGCUUCCACGACCAGCUUGUCGUCAAUGGGUGGAACUAUGAAGAAGAACAAAGAUAAAGACAAGAAGGGGAAGAAAGUAAAAAUAACCAAGGAGGACAUUGGCACCCCUACAGAUUUCAGGCAUGUGAGUCAUGUUGGCUGGGAUCCUGAAAGUGGUUACGAUAUGAAUAAUCUUGAUCCGAAUCUGCGGACAUUAUUCGAUACGAUUGGUGUGAAUGAAUCCCAAUUGAAAGACAAGGACACUGCAAAGUUCAUCUAUGACUUUAUCGAGCAGCAGGGAGGUAUUGAUGCUGUCAAGAAGGAGGUGGAGACUAAGUCACGACCUUUACCGCCGCCCCCUACUGGAGGAGCCCCUCCACCGCCCCCUGCCAGAGGACCACCCCCUGCCAGAGGAGGUCCACCACCACCACCCAGCAGGAAUAAUGCACCUCCACCCCCUGUCCCUCGAGGUCCGCCACCGCCUGGGCCUAGUAGGGGUAUGGGUGCACCACCUCCACCCCCUAACAGAGGUGGCCCGCCUCCACCACCAGUGGGCAGACCCCAUGGUGGAGCACCACCUCCGCCCAGUGCCAUGGGCGGAGCUCCACCCCCUCCACCACCACCGCCACCACCCAUUGGUGGGGGUCCUCCUGCCCCACCACCGCCUCCAAUGACAAGUGGCGGCCCCCCGGCACCUCCCCCUGUGAAGCCAUCAGGUGGUGGUAUGGGCACGGCUCUCAUGGACCAGAUACAUCAUGGUAAGAAGCUCAAGACUGUGGAUGCGGCCGCCAAGGAAGCUCCUGCACCGGCCAAUGAAAGAGACCAGUUGUUAUCUCAGAUCCGAGGUGGAGCUGCUUUGAAGCCAGUAUCUGCUAGCUCUUCCUCUCAUUCUGUUGCUGAUACUCCAAGUGACGAUGAUUCCGGCAUAGCUGGAGCUUUAGCGCGUGCCUUGGCGAGUAGGGGCAAGCAUAUACAAGCUUCUGAUGAGGAAGACUCUGAUGACGAUGAGGAUGAUGAGUUUGAGGACGAAGAUUGGGAGGAUUAGUGUCGCAGAUCAGUUUCUCCAGACAUAAACAAGUUAUAUUCUUAAUAAGGUUUAGUUCAAUGGCGGAGUGGCGAAUUGAAUAUGUUACAAGGCGCAGUGAGUCAUGUGCCUUUUCAAGGCUCAUACAGAUGUAGAGGAGGUUUUGUAGGCCAGUAAACAACAGAUGAGAUGCAGUGAUAACAAUCAUGUUUCAUGAAAUCUCAGAAAAUAGAAUAUUACUGGUUAUUUACCCCAGAAAAAGCAACAUAAAAAAAUGUUUAAAGGCCUACCGGUACUCUGUUCGUUCAAAUGUUGCCCCUUUGAAAUUGUAUUUGAAAAAUUUCCAAUUGUGUUGGUACGUACCGAAUAUGAAAUUCAACAAUGCUGUUGUGUAAAUUGAUCGACAAAUUCUAUAUAAAUGCCGAGUUUCAGCGAAUUUGCCUGCCUAAUAACUGUACAACUGCUCUUUUUUCCGGAGCCACGAGUAAUGUCUUUGUCUUUAAGUCCAAAAGUCCAUACAUUGAAAUUUAUUAGCUUGGUGGUGGUGGUAAGUGUACGUCAUGAAGUCGAACUUUUCGGGAAAAGUUAAAUCAGAAAUCAUUACUUUAAUGUUGAUGUUGAAGUGAAAUGUGAUAUUCUAAGGCAAACACUCUGUCCGUGAUGCUCAGCCUGCAAUUUCUUUAAACUGUUCAUUCAAGGUUCUUCUGAUUAAAAUCAUGAUA